Molecule: messenger RNA, 5208 nt
Organism: Cygnus olor (mute swan)
Lineage: Eukaryota; Metazoa; Chordata; Aves; Anseriformes; Anatidae
Gene: GALNT17
Product: polypeptide N-acetylgalactosaminyltransferase 17
Exons: 11
Coding region: 199-1995 (598 amino acids)
Cellular component (GO): Golgi apparatus
Source: RefSeq, a predicted model, not a curated record
GCCUCCCCCGGGCGGCCGUAGCCCCGGGGCGGGCUCGGCACAGCCUCGGCAGCCGCCCCGCAGCUCCCCGCAGCGCGGUGCCGGUGCCGGAGCCGUGCCGGAGCCGAGCGAUGUGCGCGCCGCGGCCGGCACCUGCCGCCCCGCUCCUCUAGCGCCUGCUGGCAGCGCGGCGGCUGGAGGUGCCCCUCGGGAAGUUUGAUGGCUUCUUUGCGGAGAGUCAAAGUCCUGCUGGUGUUAAACUUGAUCGCGGUGGCUGGCUUCGUCCUCUUCCUGGCCAAGUGCAGACCCAUCACGGCCAAGAGCGGCGACUCCUUCCACGACGUCCAUCCCAGGGCAGAAGUGGUCAACUUGACAGCCCACGGCAUCGGCUCCAUCCAGGAUGCAGUGCUGAAGAGGCUCUCCCUCCUGGAAGACAUAGUCUACAGGCAGCUCAAUGGUCUGUCCAAGUCACUUGGUCUCAUUGAAGGCUAUGGUGGACGUGGCAAAGGUGGGCUUCCAGCCACCCUGUCCCCUGAGGAGGAGGAGAAAGCUAAGGGACCCCAUGAGAAAUACGGCUACAACUCCUACCUCAGUGAGAAAAUUUCACUGGAUCGUUCCAUACCAGAUUAUCGUCCAACCAAGUGCAAAGAGUUGAAAUACGGCAAGGACCUACCCCAGAUCUCCAUUAUCUUCAUCUUCGUGAACGAAGCGCUGUCGGUUAUCCUGCGGUCAGUGCACAGCGCUGUUAAUCAUACACCAGCUCACCUGUUGAAGGAGAUUAUCCUUGUGGAUGACAACAGUGAUGAAGAGGAACUGAAGGCGCCACUGGAGGAAUAUGUCAACAAACGAUACCCGGGGCUGGUGAAGGUGGUGCGCAACCAGAAGAGGGAAGGCCUUAUCCGCGCACGCAUCGAGGGCUGGAAGGCUGCCACAGGCCAGGUCACUGGAUUUUUUGAUGCCCACGUGGAGUUCACUGCUGGCUGGGCUGAGCCGGUACUCUCGCGAAUUCAGGAGAAUCGAAGAAGGGUCAUUCUUCCCUCCAUCGACAACAUCAAGCAGGACAACUUUGAGGUGCAGCGCUACGAGAACUCUGCCCACGGGUACAGCUGGGAGCUGUGGUGCAUGUACAUCAGCCCCCCCAAGGACUGGUGGGAUGCUGGGGACCCCUCGCUGCCCAUCAGGACACCAGCGAUGAUUGGUUGCUCCUUCGUUGUGCACAGGAAGUUCUUUGGAGAGAUUGGGCUCCUCGAUCCUGGCAUGGAUGUGUAUGGAGGAGAGAACAUAGAGCUCGGCAUCAAGGUGUGGCUCUGUGGCGGCAGCAUGGAGGUCCUGCCCUGCUCCAGGGUGGCUCACAUCGAGCGCAAGAAGAAGCCCUACAACAACAACAUUGGUUUCUACACCAAGCGCAAUGCCCUGCGAGUGGCCGAGGUGUGGAUGGAUGACUACAAGUCCCAUGUCUACAUCGCAUGGAACUUGCCGCUGGAGAAUCCGGGUAUUGACAUUGGGGAUGUUUCUGAGAGAAAAGCUUUGAGGAAGAGCUUGAAGUGUAAAAAUUUCCAGUGGUAUCUGGACCACGUUUAUCCAGAAAUGAGAAGAUACAACAACACUGUUGCGUAUGGAGAGCUUCGAAACAACAAGGCGAAGGAUGUUUGCCUUGACCAGGGCCCGCAAGAGAACCAUACAGCAAUAUUGUACCCGUGCCACGGCUGGGGACCGCAGCUUGCACGCUACACCAAGGAGGGGUUUCUUCAUCUCGGUGCCCUCGGGACCACAACUCUUCUGCCUGACACCCGCUGCCUGGUGGAUAACGUAAAAAGCCGCUUCCCUCAGCUCCUCGACUGCGAAAAGGUCAAGAGCAGCCUCCAUAAGCGCUGGAAUUUCAUCCAGAAUGGUGCCAUCUUGAACAAGGGAACGGGGCGCUGCUUGGAAGUGGAGAACAGAGGAAUGGCUGGCAUCGAUCUGAUUCUUCGCAGCUGCACGGGACAAAGGUGGACAAUUAAAAAUUUCAUCAAGUAAAGGGUGGAAAACGCCAAGGAGUCUCACCUGAAACACAGCUGACGUGGACUGAUCUGACUGGACUCCUUUGGAAAGGACAAAAUAUCAAAACAGAGCUUUAUUCAUGUUAUUAGGAGAGGACAUGGGGGAAAUGGGCAUUUGUGUCUUUAUUUUUAUUGUAUAUUAGUCUCCCGCAGCUGAUUCCAACUGUGUGAAAUUGGGUCAGAACUGCUAUUUUCUUCUGGCGAGCACUCUAAAAGGUACCACUUAUUUCUGCUGGAAUAAGUGUAAUAAGCUCAUGUAGUCUUGUAAGCAUUUUACUGACAGGGAAAUGUUGCUUUCCCAGAUGACUCCAAGUUCUCCCAAAGGGCCAGCUAGGUUUGCACCAUGGUCAGAGUCAAGACACCCUGCAUAUAUCUGCAUGGCAAGCACGAAAACUUGCUUGCUUGUGAGAGGAAAAUGUGGCCAAGCCCCAGACAAGCUACGUUUGAACGAUGUGGUGUUUCACUAGGUCCUCUCUCUCUUUUUCAUUUCUUGCCCCUACAUCUAACAGCCCUUUCCUUGAGUCUGGGAGAAGCGAAGCUCUCAGAGACGCCCCGGUAGAUCCCACAGAUCUUUCCAAUCCUUAAUCACAGAUGUCAUUACACAAAAUCCUGUCGAAUGAAAAUACUGACCUCCUGUUGUCCCCUCUCCAUCGCCCAAGUGAUGCUGUUUGCCAAACCAGCCCCGGCCCCUCCAUUUAUGGAGACCCCGAGUGGGUUCCCUGUGGAAAGACCUCAGAAUUUUUCCCCACAGGUGGCUGCAUGCCAGUUUUGGGGUCGGUCAGAUGCAUGCCUGGUGCGACGUGCCCUGUGGCAGCCCAAGCAUUGCACAGCAAGCUGUUGGCCAGCUGGGGACCUGGAGAGCUGCAGGUCUGUCUUGCCCCCCUGGUGGAGCUGCUGACAUGGCACUAGCCCCUUGGAGACCCCCCUUCUGUCUCCCCCCCCCCCCCCCCCUUUUUUUUUCUGCUUAUGGGAUGGGUGCACUGAUGUGUGCAACAGGCUGAGGGGAGGUAACAUGAGAGAAAGUCCUGCUCAGGCUUCCCUCCCAUGGAGGCUAUAGGGCUUGUCUUCAAGGCAUCCUUACUCUGAAUGAAGAUAUCAGUAACAGUGGUCUCCUUAACUUUGUAGCGGUGCAAUUUUCUUCCUGAGGCUCGAGCACACCUGUCCUGAGGCCUGGUCGGUGUGUAGCUAUGGCCAAGGUCCACUCCAAACCCUGCAUGUUUCUGCAGUCCUUUAUGGGUGAUGGAGAUGUAAGGGAGAGGGCGGGCAAGAGACCAAGAAAUGGCAGCUUGGCUGAAAUUCCUGACCUUGGAGUCACUUGAGGCUUCUUAAUAUGAUGGGGUGAUCUCACCUGCUUUUUUUGACCCACAGUAAUCUUGGCUACCAAAUCUACCCAGCCACUGUGGGAGACCAUUGGUUUGGGGUCCUGGUGUCUGGCUAACUGGAAACUGGAAAAGGGAAACAUCUUGCAAAGUUGUUUCACAUGGAUGCUGGACUAAUGGGUGGAUGCAGGCUUUGCUCAGUGGAGAGGGGAAGCCAGCCCAUCUCCUGUCCUUCUCACAGAAUAAUACUCUUUCUGGUUGCCCUCUGGCUAGGGUGCACUAAAAUAUAUUAAUAUAUGAGAUGUACGUGUAAAUAUGUUCCCAAAGAUGGGAUGUGCACAGAGUUGUUUGCUGCAGAGCAUUCAUGCCUGUCUUCCAUUUGCAUCAGGAUAAAGCUACCUGGGUGUUUAAUGAGUUUAAUUUUCCAUGCCAUGCAGCAGGUUUAUAACUGAUGUUUUAGUAAUUUAUUGAACAGAAACAGAUAAUUUCAUUGUUCCUUCUACAGCAAUGAGCAUCACAUAGGACUGAUUGUUCACUUACGCGUGACAAGACUCCCUCAUCCAUUGGCGUUGUCUCUGAUUUUUUUCCCUUGCCUUCCUUAAUGAAGUAAAACCUCUUAGUUGUCCUGAAUUGCAAAGUAGGGAGUCAAUGUAGAAUUUUGCUCUCUUACUCGCUGUUGCAUCAUCUCUUGUGUAAUAAAUUUUAGCACUUACAAAAAUGACACGAUCACAAUGUCUUUAGAUGCAUGAUGUAUUUCCCCUUGCAUUUGUUGCUGCUUUCUAAGAAAAGCAGUUUGCUAAUGAAGUGGACUCCAGGAAAGUCUGGGGGAUUUGAGACUUCACAGCUAAUGGCCAAAAUGGUAAAAUGUCCUUUAAUUGAGCAAUCAGUUUGCGGUCAGUCAUCAGUGGGAGCCACAUAUUGUUUAGUGUUGGGAAAAGCCUGUGUGUUUUGGGAAAAAACAACCCAAAAGCCUUUGGAUGUUGCCUGUGUUAUCAUUCAUGGUUCUUGGCUCAGCUCUACGCCUGCCAGUGCUCAGGGCGCCAGCAGAUGGGCUUUGUCAGAUCUAAUCGUGGUGGGACAAGGUGUCACCGCCCCCAGCCGUCCAUCUGCUUCAGCUGCUGGAUCUGUCCCCGUCCCCGUCAGCAGAAAGCAAUGUGUGGCUGCACCUCGGCUCUGUAAUUUGCAGGACUGGCUUCAGCCACCAAGCAGGGGGCUUGGCUCUAUGAAACACAGCAGAUCGUUGGCUGAAGUCACUUCAGGACAGCCGCGUGGCUCUGCUCCGAAGCUGGCAGCCCCUGGCAGCCGCGGGGUGCAUCUCCAGCUGCGUGGUGGCAUUUGUUGGAGGUGACGUGCAUGCUCCUGUGAGCUUGUCCCAGGUGGCACAAACCGACCUGGUGAUGGUGAUCCCAGUGGUGAUGGGCUCUUUGAUGAAAAAAUUCAAAGAUGCAUUUCCUUUGUGCACCAUAAAGAAAGCAAAUGCCUGAAUACCCAAAGGGAAGGGGAUGGUGUAGAUGAACACUGCUCCAGGACCUCAGCUGGGGCAGAAACCUUUUUGAGGUGGUUUGCCUGUUCUCACUGCUGUACAUAGAGUGCUUUAAAAUGACUGAAAAGCAGCGGCAUGAGUAAAAUCAGGAUUCAAAUGGAGAAUUUUAUCUGCUGUGUCCGUGUAAGUGAAGUUCUGUUCUUACAUUGGCUUGUGACAUGCAGAGAUGAUUGCUGAGGCGAUGACCUGAGGUCUGCACCCUCCUAAACCUUAGAAAUCUGUCUUAGGAAUCUGGAUCUAAAUGUUGCAUCUUGCGCUUAUCUCUAAUAAUAUGUUAAUUGCUUUAAAAAGUGAUAUCGAAGUGGUUCUUAUUAAAUAUAUGAUUUGA